UUGGAGCUUAAUAAUAUGCAUGAGUAAAUGUAAUCCGUUUCACAAUCCCAUGCUAUCCGUCAAUCAACCCAAGCAGAUUUUGCUGAAAAAGUCAUUAUAUCAAAAAUCAAAAUCAUAGACCCGGACCAUUUUCCUGCCAUAUUUCUAAUUGCACAAUACUCAAAAUUGAAUUUCCUAAAAUGUUCACAUUUCAAUUACCCACCACCUCCUCAUUUCAACUAGAGAAUUCUUCUCCAAAACCAAAUCUUCAACCUUCAAUUAUGCUCCACGCAUACUCGCCGGGGCGGAAGAAAUCACAUAAACCCCUCAAUUUGUUGUACGCCCACAUUUCAUCGCACCCUUAUUUAUGGAUCUCACUCGCCUUCCUCUUGAUCCCUCUUUUCAUCAUCUCCGCCGCCCGCAUUUCCCCGCCGUGUUUGCCCAACCGCACCGCCGCCGCCGUUUCCGGCUCCGAAGAAUGCCCCUUGGGCAGAGUUUACGCCUACGAUCUCCCCUCCACAUUCAACCGCGACUUGUUAGUGCACAACUGCACCGACCUCGACCCCUGGAACUGGCAAUGCGGCAUCGCCACCAACCACGGCCUGGGCGGCCCCGCCGCCGAGCUCCGCCGCGUCUUGCCGGAGAAUAUCUCGAAAUCCUGGUUCCGGACGAACCAGUUCGCCCUGGAGUUGAUCUUCCAUCAGCGGAUUCUGCGGCACAAAUGCAGGACCGCGGAGCCGGAAUCUGCUGCGGCGUUCUACAUCCCGUUUUACGCUGGACUCGCGGUGGGGAAGUACCUGUGGAUCAACGACACCGCCAAACGCGACCGGCAUUGCGAGAUGCUCCUGCGAUGGGUCCAGAGGCAGGGGCACUGGCACAAAUCCAACGGCUCUGAUCAUUUCACGGCGGUGGGCCGAAUCACAUGGGAUUUCCGACGCCUGACCGACCCGGGCCAAAUUUGGGGCUCCACAUUUCUCAACAUGCCCGAGAUGCAGCGGGUCACCCGCUUCAUCAUAGAGAAGGCGCUGGACGACGACCGAGACGUCGGUGUACCUUACCCCACCGGAUUCCACCCCGAAAGCCGAGAGAUUCUCGAGAAUUGGCAAAACUUCGUGCUUGAACACAGUCGCUCGAGCCUCUUCACAUUCAUCGGGGCGGCGCGUGGAUGGGUCAGCCACGAUUUCCGGGGGCUCCUGCUGAGUUACUGCUCGAACGUGUCGUCCUCGUGUCGCGUGGUGGACUGCGCGGCCGCGCAUUGCUCGGCUGACUCGUCGGCGAUAUUGGAGUCGUUUCUGGCGUCGGAGUUCUGCCUGCAACCCAAGGGGGAUAGCUACACGAGGCGGUCGGUUUUCGACUGCAUGAUAGCCGGUUCGGUGCCGGUCUUUUUCUGGAACCAGACGGCCUACGACCAAUACGAGUGGUUCUUGCCGGGCGAACCGGAGAGUUACUCGGUUUAUAUCGACCAUGAGGAAGUGAGGAAUGAGAGUAGGAUCAUAGAGCGUGUUUUGAUGAGGUAUAGUAAGGAGGAGAUUAGGAGGAAGAGAGAGAAAGUGGUUGAGACAAUUCCUAGGAUAAUAUAUGGGAUUCAGAGUGGAGGAUCAACAGAUUUUAAGGAUGCUUUUGAUAUUGCUUUGGAUGGGGUUUUAGAGAGGAUUAAGAAGGAGAGAGAAUUAAUGUCUCGUGCAUUAUGAUAUGCAUUUCUAGUAGUGUAGUACUUUUGAUUAAUUAGGUAUCAUGCGGAAUUUGCUAGUUUGCGUAUAUAUAAUUCUUAUAUUAGAGUUUCAUGUAUGAUAAGUUUCUGGCUCUAAUUAUAUCAGGAAUAUACAAAUAUCUCUGCUCUCUUUUCUUUUUUUGUGAA
This is a messenger RNA of Salvia miltiorrhiza (redroot sage), 1837 nucleotides long. Its product is annotated as xyloglucan galactosyltransferase XLT2-like. Gene Ontology annotation, molecular function: galactosyltransferase activity. The transcript has a single exon. The record is from RefSeq and is a predicted model, not a curated record. NCBI's taxonomy places the organism in Eukaryota, Viridiplantae, Streptophyta, Magnoliopsida, Lamiales, Lamiaceae. The coding region runs from base 180 to 1670 and encodes 496 amino acids. Gene Ontology annotation, biological process: xyloglucan biosynthetic process.